Messenger RNA from Budorcas taxicolor (takin), 2172 nucleotides. RefSeq names its product adenylate kinase 7 (gene AK7). The transcript has 18 exons. Lineage: Eukaryota; Metazoa; Chordata; Mammalia; Artiodactyla; Bovidae. Gene Ontology annotation, molecular function: AMP kinase activity; ATP binding. Bases 1 to 2172 code for a protein of 723 amino acids. The record is from RefSeq and is a predicted model, not a curated record. Gene Ontology annotation, biological process: nucleobase-containing compound metabolic process. Gene Ontology annotation, cellular component: cytoplasm.
AUGGCUGAAGAAGAGGAAAGUGCUGCCCCUACGGAGAAAGCUAUCCGGAUCCAGAGGGUGUUUAUAAACCUGCUGGACUCAUACAGCAGCAGAAACAUCGGAAAGUUUCUUUCUAACUGUGUCGUCGGGGCUUCACUUGAAGAAAUUACGGAGGAGGAAGAAGAGGAUGAUGAAAAUAAAUCAGCGAUGCCAGAAGCCUCCAUGGCCAAACUGAAGGAAGGCACGUUCCAGAUCGUGGGCACACUUUCCAAGCUGGACGUCCCCCGACCCGAGUUUGCCGUGGAGACCUACUGUGGCAUGUCUCAAGAAGACCUUCUCUUGCGCCUGCUGGAAUGUGAUGUUAUCAUUUAUAACAUCACUGAGAGCCCCCAGCAAGCAGAGGAAGCCAUCUGGGCAGUCUCCGUCCUGAACGAAGAAAGCAGCCAUUUCGAAAAGCGGAAGGUGUUUAUUUUGGUCUCCACGGUGAUGACCUGGGCGCGGUCCAAACCCCUGGACCCGGAUGACUCUGAGGUCCCAUUUACUGAAGAGGAUUAUCGAAGGAGAAAGCAACAUCCUAAUUUUCUGGACCACAUAAAUGCUGAAAAAAUGGUUCUCAAAUUUGGGAAAAACGUCAGAAAAUUCGCCACUUACGUAGUUGCUGCUGGACUUCAGUAUGGAAUGGAAGGAGGCAUCUUGCAUGCUUUUUUUAAGCUAGCUUGGUUGGGUGAAGUCCCUGCAUUACCAGUGUUUGGAGAUGGAACAAAUGUCAUUCCAGCCAUUCACGUUCUUGAUCUAGCAGGAGUGAUACAGAACAUCAUAGACCACGUGCCGAAGCUCCGCUACCUGGUGGCUGUGGACGAGUCAGUUCACACCCUGGAAGACUUUGUCAAGUGCAUCAGUAGAAGUACUGGCCCUGGGAAAAUCCAGAAAGUACCCAAGGAAAAUGCUUUCCUAACCAAGGACUUAACACAAGAGAAUAUUGACCACUUACUGGUCAAUUUGAGGAUGGAAGCACUCUUUGUGAAGGAGAAUUUUAACAUUCGAUGGUUCGCCCAAGCAGGAUUUGUGGAAAAUAUCAACAGCAUCCUCAAAGAGUACAAGCAAAGCAGAAGAUUAUUGCCGAUCAAGAUUUGCAUUCUCGGUCCUCCUGCUGUGGGAAAAUCCAGCAUCGCUGAAGUUUUAGCCAAAUACUAUAAACUGCACCACAUUAAAAUGAAGGAUGUCAUCUCUGAAGCCAUAGCGAAACUGGAGGCAAUCAUUACACCUAAGGAUGUAACAGAAGGAGAAGAAGAAGGUGAAGAGGAGGAAGAGGAGGAUAAUGUGGAGGACGCGCAGGAGCUCUUGGAGGGCAUCAAGGAGAGCAUGGACCAGAACGCAGGUCGCCUGGAAGAUCAAUAUAUUAUCAGAUUUAUGAAAGAAAAGCUAAAAUCCAUGCCUUGCAGGAAUCAAGGUUACAUUUUGGAUGGAUUCCCAAAGACCUAUGAUCAGGCCAAAGAUCUGUUCAGCCAAGAAGAUGAGGAGGAGGAGGAAGAAGUCAGAGGCAAAAUGUUUCCCUAUGAUAAAUUAAUCAUACCUGAGUUCGUGUGUUCGCUGGAUGCAUCGGAUGAGUUCCUCAAGGAGCGGGUGAUGAACCUCCCCGAGAGCAUCGUGACAGGGACCCACUACAGCCAGGACCGGUUCCUCCGGGCUCUGAGCAACUACCGGGACGUCAACACCGAAGACGAGACUGUCCUCAACUACUUCGACGAACUUGAAAUCCACCCAAUCCAUAUAGAUGUAGGAAGACUUGAAGACGCUCAGAACAGACUUGCCAUCAAACAGCUCAUCAAGGAGGUCGGGGAGCCUCGCAAUUAUGGUUUAACGGACGAAGAAAAGGCGGAAGAGGAGCGGAAGGCUGCUGAGGAACGGCUGGCCAGGGAGGCCCUGGAGGAGGCAGAGAGAGAGCACAAGGAGGCAGUGGAGAUGGCCGAGAAGGUCGCCCGCUGGGAGGAAUGGAAUAAACGACUAGAGGAAGUGAAAAGAGAAGAAAGAGAAUUACUGGAGGCCCAGUCUAUUCCCUUGAGAAACUAUUUAAUGACCUAUGUUAUGCCAACACUUAUGCAGGGUCUGAAUGAGUGUUGUAAGGUCAGACCUGAUGAUCCUGUUGAUUUUCUGGCAGAAUAUCUUUUCAAGAAUAAUCCUGAAAUGCAGUAA